Messenger RNA from Ornithodoros turicata, 4093 nucleotides. Its product is annotated as centrosomal protein of 152 kDa-like. NCBI's taxonomy places the organism in Eukaryota, Metazoa, Arthropoda, Arachnida, Ixodida, Argasidae. The record is from RefSeq and is a predicted model, not a curated record. The transcript has 21 exons. Gene Ontology annotation, cellular component: centrosome. Bases 235 to 3483 code for a protein of 1082 amino acids. Gene Ontology annotation, biological process: centriole replication.
UAAAAUCCAAUCCAGUUGCCAGUUGCGAAGCGCGAUGGCGCUUAUAUUUGGAUGGGUGGUUUUUUUGUGCUCUUUCGGCGUAUUUUGUGAGCAAAGAACUUGUAUAUAAUGAAAUGCUUUCCAGCAUUAGACACCGUGUUUGCAUCAGAUCUGACAGAACAUCUAAAAGGGACACUUGAGCUGUUCGUGGCACAGGAAACAGCUUCGUAGUCUGAGUUUACCAGCUGCCAAACGAUGGACCCACCAAUAAGCCUGCUGAACGGAAAUAAUCCGACACUGGACUUUCAUAUCGAACAUCAGCAAGAGGCUGUAGAAGAUUUAGAGGAGGUCCGAAAAAAAGAACAAGAGCUUGAGGAGGCUGUCGCAAAUGAGUUCGAUGACCUAGGGGGCUUCUCCGAUGACGAUGAUUAUGCAAGUGGACAUAACACAGAGGAGUCAGGAUACCUUCAAACACCACAAAUGGGCUAUGUUGGGGCUGCUUCUACACCUAUUACUGAGGGGCAGAACUACCAGAACAUGCCUUUUCAAGCCACUCCCGGGUAUACAAUGGCCAUGCUCAGAAGCAACCAACACAUUAUGAGCAAUGCUGCGGCAAAUGGAGACACCGGCCACCACAAUGUGAGAGAUAUGUUGGACGGUGCUCAAAUACCAAGGGGCCAUCAAGGCGCCUACAUGAAUGGCUAUGGUCGUCACCAUCCUGCUGUCUAUGGUGGUGGAGGAGGAGACACUGGAAAUUUUGUUGCUGGUAGCUCAAAUAGCGACCACAUGACCCCGCAGCAGACGGAGAGUGGAAGCUGUAGCAGUAAGACAGAUCAGUAUGUUCAACUUCAAGUGAUGUACAAGGCUCGGAUGAGGGAAGUGGAACGACUCUCCAUGGAGCUCGAAAACGUGAAACAGACUGCUCAGUUGGAAAUCUCAUCUUUGAGGGAAGACCUAAAUGCAGCAAAGGCUCAGCAAGAAAAUCUUCUAGAAAGCCUUAACCAGGCUCAUCAGGUGAUUUCGGAUAAGAGUAGUGAAAGUGCAGAGCUAACGGUCAAAGUUACCACAUUGGAAAGUCAGCUCGAGAUUGAGAAGAACAAUUAUGAGGAGGCAAUACACAAGAUGCAAGUAGCAGAGUCCACUAUUAAAAUGCUGCAGGAGCAGUUGUCACAACUGAAUCAGUCUGACGCCUUACUGUACAUAAAGAAAGACUAUGAAAAUGUCAUACGCAACAUGAAAGAAAAGAACCACGAAGAGCUGUACAGCUUGAAUCAACAGAUAGCACAGAUGAACAAGCAACUGACCUCGAAGAUUGAAGAAGUGCAGCGACUGAAGAAGAAGCUGGAGGAGCAGGAAAAAUUGUUUGAAGCAAAGCUCUUGGAGAAAUCUGACAUAAUCAACAGGCUUACACAGUCCUUGAACUUCAGCCAGAAGCAAUGUCAAGACAUCUUAGCACACAGUACUGGGCCAUCCAGAGCUAAGGAUGAUUUCCUCCAACAAAUGAAGCAGCUGGAGGAUGAAAGGGAGGCAGAGUGCCAGAAGAUAAAAUUUCUUGAGGAAGAAUUAUUCGGCCUGCAAAAGCUUUUUGUGUCACCAUCAGAUAAAGACAGAAAUUUGGGGUUUUUCCUGGAGGCAACUCAGAGAAGUGGGUGCAGCUCUAAAAUGAAGCUGGAUAUAAAUGAAGCUGUGUUCAUGAUAAAAAUGUGCAGACAGGAAGUGACUCGACUACAGGGAGAGUACCGGAAUACGUCGCAAGCUUUGGAAGCAGCCAGCAAGGAGUUAAAUGAACUCAGGAAAAAAUCGAGGCUCUCUGAGGACGAGGUAGCUCGACUUCAGGAAAAGCUGCAAGGGCGUGAUGGGUCAGAAACCGAGUCUCAGUUUCAGGACUUGAAGCAUGACGAACUUGUCAGGCAAAUAAAGGUGCUUGAACAGAAAAUUAGAGAUAUGGAUGACUCCUACCAGAAAGCAAAGCGAGAUGAAGCCAGCCUGAGAGCAGAGAGGGAGUCACUACUGUAUACGUGUGCUGCUGAAAAGGCACAAGCGGUUGACAUAUGCAAGGACUCUAUUCUAGAAAUGCAUCAUGCUGCCAUGAAGAGGCUAAGGGAAGAACUCCUUUCUUUGUCGGAACAGGAGAAGCUCCAUCUUGCUCAGGAAUAUGAGACAAGAAUUAAGGAUAUGACACACAACUACGAUUCUGUGAUGCAAACCAUAGAAGACGUCAAAGAAUUGUACAUUCGCUCGUGUGAAGAGAAGCGCUCUCUGGAAGAAAGAAUAAAAUUGCUGACGACUGAAAAAGAAGACGCAGUGAGAAACACAGAGGAGAGGAUGCGUAACGAAUUCACAGACGCUCUUCAGAGAGUGCGACCAAUGUGGGAAACUGAGAUGAUGAAGACUGUUGAAGAGCAGCUACAGCAGGAUAUCAAAAAGAUGAGAGAACAAUGGGCUGCAGAGAAAGAAGCAGAGAUAACUGAACGGAUAUCUGCAGCUGAAGCAGAGAUUCAGAAAAAGCUACAUGAACAGUAUACUCAGGCAUUGCAGCAAGAAAGGGAUAAACUCUGUGUGGCAAACAAUGGUCCUGUGAAGCAGCCAGGACUAGAUCUAGAACAGGGUGGUGGAAGGAAUGAGCAAGACAGACUUCACUGUGCUGUGCUAGAGCUGGAGAUGACAUGGAAGAAGAAAAUGGAAUCAUUAGAGCAGGAGUCAAAACGGGAACAGCUGAGACUGAAUGAACAACUUGAGGAAUGCAAGAAGGAACUCAACAUAUCAAGAGCAGAGCAUGCUGAAAAAGUAACAGCAUUCAACGAGAGGGAAACAAUGCUCAAGAAUAAGCUAAUCAAAUUCCAGAAGAAACUCAAGAUAGUAGAAAAGCAGCAUAAUGAUGAGCUGAUAUCUUCGGAGAAAAUUCAUGCUGAAAAGCUUGCAUCACUUGAGAGUCAGUUGAGGCAGCUCUCUGAGCGAUGUUCAGAAAAUGCUGUCAGGCAACAUCAGGUGUGUCAAGCACAGGUAUUGGAUAGGUGGACUGGAUGGUUCCAAAGCUGCCUUAACAGUAUUUAUGGAGAUGUCUGUGCGUAUGCAGAGAAGGUGCAGAGUACAAGAGAUGCAGAAGUACAUGAAGCUCUAAAGAACUACCAUAAAUUCCUCUUGAGCAAAGUGAAUUUCAGCUGCAGCACUACAACAAACCACUUGACCAAUGGUAAGCCAUACAGGGCCCAAGCACAAGCUGGUGGUGUGUUUCAGUUUCCACUCUCGAAGACUGCUCAGGAUAAGCUACAUGCAAGCGGUAUGAAGCGGACACGGUGUGAGCGCCCAGACAGACAAAGCGAUACUCGCUGCUCGAACAAGACAAGCCUACGGCCACUGCAUCAUAGCAGCAAAAGCGCAACUGACUUGUCUUCCAUUCCAAACUCCUGUGCCAAGUUAACACACAAGCUUCAUGAACUAAACCUGUCAGACGUUUCUGAUGGAAGUGUAUUCCAUUUGCCGCCAAGUGCUGCCGUGGUGUAACUGAGAGUAUGAGGACAUGUCUUUACAUGGUCUUGUGUUUACUCAUGAAUGUGUGAGUGUGGUACUCAUGUUAAAUUUUGCUGCUGAGUCCAUGGAUGUGUCCAUCUAUAGUGGUCUUUCAGCUGGUACUUGUAACCUGUAGUUUGAGCAGUCAGAAAGUAAACUGAACUGUUUUGGCCAUCAGGAAAAUAUUGCACCAAAGUGUCCAAGACGUGGUAGUUGGUGUUAUCAUCACAUACCUAUAUCAAUGCAAAAGGGAGACAGACAAGAAAAGGCAUGAACAGCACAACGCUGCAAACUAGCAAAUUUAUUACAAAAACAUGUGCCGAAAUAUCCCCUUAUACUGUUUACGCAGCUACCUCGGCGUUGUCCUGUACAUGUCGUUUUUGCACAGAUACAGUUACAUCGGGAAAAUAUUGCAACUCCCAUUAUUGACAAUGGUAUGAAAUCUGCAUCCAUUCUAAAAGUCCCAUCAAGGCAUACCUGACUGAUCACUUUUCACACCAUUAAAGUUAACUUAUAUGAUGCAGUGAUUAAGUAAUAAGUGUGCAAAUUGAAUACAAAAUCUGUUGAGACCUGGUGUGAGUGAAAUAAAAGUGGCUGAGCUCUA